Messenger RNA from Quercus robur (English oak), 1115 nucleotides. Its product is annotated as putative calcium-binding protein CML19. Gene Ontology annotation, molecular function: calcium ion binding. The transcript has a single exon. Bases 241 to 909 code for a protein of 222 amino acids. The record is from RefSeq and is a predicted model, not a curated record. NCBI's taxonomy places the organism in Eukaryota, Viridiplantae, Streptophyta, Magnoliopsida, Fagales, Fagaceae.
AACUUUGCCAACUCGUAAAGACCGUAACUUAUAAAAGUUUGCACGAAUUUCUUGUCGUGUGCUACAAAAUAUCCUCAGUUAUUUCAUGCUUUAUUUCUCCUUUCCUUUUUAGGAUUCAUUUUCCUCGUCUCUGUUUCGCUUUCAAAUAAUCAUUUAUAGCAAAUUUCUCUCUUAUAUAUAUAGCAAAGGGGAAGAGCCAACCUUGUUCUAUUCAUUCAAACUAAUUUCAAGUUCAGGUUUAUGCACAAAAUUUCAAAGUUCUUUGAUUUAGCAAACUUCCUUCCAUUAAUCUCAGGUUUCAUCAUGAAGACCGCACACACACACGAUGCAGCUUCUUCGUCGUCUUCUUCUUCUUCUUUCUCUUCUCCAACUAUAAUAUUGGAAGAAAAGCGUACUUCAACUUCACCCAAAAAAUCAGUUUUAAGAAGUUUAAGUUGUAAAUUGUCUUCAAGAAGAAAGGCCAAUAAGCUCUCUCUUUCAUCAAGCAAAAACUACAGCAAUGAGCUCCAAAAGGUGUUCAAUUACUUUGAUGAGGAUGGGAAUGGUAAAAUAUCUCCUUCUGAAUUACAGAGCUGCGUGAGAACUGUGGGGGGCGAGCUGUCAAUGGAUGAGGCAGAAGCAGCUGUGAGAGCAGCUGAUUUGAACGGAGAUGAACUGCUCGACUUCGAGGAAUUCCAGAAGCUAAUGGACGGAGGAGGAGAGGAAGACAAGAAUGAGGAGCUCAAAGAGGCUUUUGGCAUGUAUGAGAUGGAAGGAUCGGGUUGCAUCACUCCCACAAGCUUGAAGAGGAUGCUCAGUCGACUCGGUGAGUCCAAGUCCAUUGAGGAUUGUAAAGCUAUGAUUCGAAUGUUUGAUCUCAAUGGAGACGGCGUCCUAAGCUUUGAUGAGUUCCAAUCUAUGAUGCGUUGAUUAAUUCAUAUCUAUUACUGUUCGCCGUAAAUAUUUGUACGAUUCCUUUGGUGAUUGGUUUUUUGUUUUGUUAACACUUCAUUCUUUUGCUUGUUACACAUUUGUAAGGAAUAUAUUUCCAUAAUCUUGUAGAAUAAUCAGCUUAUAUUUUUCGACCUUUGUUUAUACUGAUGUAUUAUACAAUAUUCACUCGUUCAAUCCUACAA